GCCUGAGUUUAUAUCUGGAGGCAGGAUCAGACUUGUGUAAAUCAUUGAGCAGCCUCUUUUUGCACAGUUCCUUCUGUGUAUUAUAGUGUUGCAGUCUCCAGUUUCUUCUUCUGUUUGGCAGUUCAGGGUAAUGAGGAUAAAAUGCACGUAAUAACCAGAAGCUGUGUCCUAUUUUUCUGGAUGCACACGCUGACCUUCGUCAAAAGUCAAGAACCUCUCCCAGAUUGUACACUUCAAGAUUUUCUAAAUGGGCCCUUGUUUGAUUCCAAUUUCGACACAACUGGUCUGGAGGCCAGUUACGUCGCCGGGAAACAAAUAAGCGUGAGCUGCAAUACUGGUUACAGUGGUUUUCAACUGCUCUGUAUCGAGGGUAAAUGGCAGUCGAGAGGCACGAAAUGUCAACCCCAACAGUGCCCAGUGAUCCACGUGAGCAACAACGUGCAGGUGAUCGGGGACCCGGAGGAAGCAAACGUUGGCAACGUUGUUCGAUUUAGCUGCAAGUCCAACUCGGAGAUCCUGAGUGGGUCACAAGAGAUCUACUGUAAUGAAAACGGAGAGUGGAGCGGAGAAGCUCCGACAUGUAAAGCUCCUCUGGCUUGUGAGCAACCACCGCCUCUUGAAAACGGAGACACCAAGAACUCUAUGAAGUUCAGCUACAGACAGAAUGAAAGGGUUGAAUACAUCUGUCAGAAUUACCACACCAUGCAGGGAGGACCCUUGAAAACGUGCAACAACGGUGAAUGGACCGGAGAGAUAAUAUGCCUCAAACCCUGCACUGUGGACGAAGAAGCUAUGAGGGGACGUAACAUUAGGUUCAGAUACGGCCGAAAGGAUAAACUGUAUGCAGCCCACGGUGAUGAGAUCGAGUUCAGCUGCACCAGAGGAAGACCUGUCGGCUCCCUGGGGAUGCGUCCGUGCCUCGACGGCGUGGUGCACCUGCCCUCGUGCCAAUAA
Hippoglossus stenolepis (Pacific halibut) is the source of this 954-nucleotide messenger RNA. RefSeq names its product complement factor H-like. NCBI's taxonomy places the organism in Eukaryota, Metazoa, Chordata, Actinopteri, Pleuronectiformes, Pleuronectidae. The record is from RefSeq and is a predicted model, not a curated record.